UUGGGUCGAGCUAAACAACAAGCUUAAAAUGUUUAUCAUGAGGUAUGGUAUGGGGGUAUGACGCGCUGGCUUGUGUUUGCUUCAAAUCGUUUGAGUGAGUGGCGAGCAAUCAUUCUGGCAAUGUUACAAAUCCUCCAAAACACAAUUUCUACGCCCAGCUUUUGCCGAGAACCUGUCAAAAUCCCCAACGCUUGGGGCCUCCGACGCCAAGAUAAUCUGUAUCAUCUUGAAAGGGAAGGAGAUAAAACUUGGAGGUUAUUCCCAAUCAUCAGCUAAGGUCAGUUGGUGGCUUGGCUCUUGGGUACCUGGCUUGGGUCGCUUCGCCUCGGUAGGUCAGCCAAUUGUGCUGAGAUGCAUUAUCUCCAUCCUCAUUGAGAUUGGGUCCCUAGUCAGAUUGAGCCGUGCAAAUCCGGGGAUGGGAUCGGGGAAAGUGGAAUUUAUUACGUUAAAUAUUUUUAAAGUUAACGGAGCAACUGGGUCGUUGAGUCAGUGCUAGCAUUUCCCCU
Messenger RNA from Fusarium redolens, 506 nucleotides. RefSeq lists its product as uncharacterized. NCBI's taxonomy places the organism in Eukaryota, Fungi, Ascomycota, Sordariomycetes, Hypocreales, Nectriaceae. Bases 58 to 276 code for a protein of 72 amino acids. The record is from RefSeq and is a predicted model, not a curated record. The transcript is spliced from 2 exons.